AUGCUGAAGAUAUUUCCAAUUCUAGCCAUCCUUGCAGGCCACACCAGCGGAGUCGUGGUGACCAUCCCUGAGAAGACAGUGAAUGUCACAACAGGUGGAAAUGCAACCCUCCUCUGCACAUACACCAGUUCUGGACCACUGGGAAAUUUCUUUAUUCAGUGGAGUUUUUACAGUGCCAAAGAGAGCCAGCUGCAUACUAUCUAUUAUUACUCAGGAGGCCAUUCUUACUUCUAUGGAGCAUUUAAGAACAGGAUAACAGCUUCAACAAGUCCAGGGAAUGCAUCAAUAACAAUCUCCAACAUGCAGCCCUCAGACACUGGUUCCUACACCUGUGAAGUUUUCAGCCCUCAGGGUGAUUCUGGACAGAGUCAAAAAUCUGUGAUUGUCAAUGUGCUGGUCAAACCGUCAAAACCUUUCUGCAAAGUAGAAGGAACACCUGAAAAAGGCCAUCUAAUCUACCUCCUAUGCAACAGUGAAGAGGGAUUGCCUCGUCCCACCUACCGCUGGUACAAAGUCGAUGAGAAUACCCUCAAGCCGGUCACAGAGCAAUUUAAUCCAAACUCUGGCAUCCUUUACAUUGGCAACCUCACCACCUUUGAAACUGGCUACUAUCAGUGCAUAGCCAGCAACCUCCUGGGGAACAGCACCUGUGAGCUUGACCUAACAGCAAAACAUUCAGAUGGUGGUAUUGUUGCUGGAGCACUCAUUGGAGCAAUUCUGGCAGCUGCUAUAAUCUGCAUUAUCAUCUGGGUCUUAACCAAGAAGGCAAAAAAUAGGAAGUCACCAAAUAAUGAGAUGCAAGAAAUGGUUCAGAAACAAUCCAAUGCAGACUAUGUUCAGGUACCCAAUGAAGAAAACAUUCCUACAACGACAGUUACAUCAAACAAUGCAACAAAUGAAUAUCCAAGCACUGAUGAAACAGCAGCUCCAGCAACACCUGGAAAUGACUAG
Messenger RNA from Ficedula albicollis (Collared flycatcher), 951 nucleotides. RefSeq names its product V-set and immunoglobulin domain containing 1 (gene VSIG1). The transcript has 7 exons. Gene Ontology annotation, biological process: maintenance of gastrointestinal epithelium; epithelial cell morphogenesis. Gene Ontology annotation, cellular component: plasma membrane. NCBI's taxonomy places the organism in Eukaryota, Metazoa, Chordata, Aves, Passeriformes, Muscicapidae. Bases 1 to 951 code for a protein of 316 amino acids. The record is from RefSeq and is a predicted model, not a curated record.